Molecule: messenger RNA, 4929 nt
Organism: Ipomoea nil (Japanese morning glory)
Lineage: Eukaryota; Viridiplantae; Streptophyta; Magnoliopsida; Solanales; Convolvulaceae
Product: hornerin-like
Exons: 4
Source: RefSeq, a predicted model, not a curated record
GGACAGGGAGAGGAAAGCCAGCAACGGCGAGCGGAGCCGGCGGACAGGGGCAGAAGAGAAGAGAAGAGCGCGGACAAAAGAGACAAGAGGGCAAAAAGGAGAGCGGCGCGGGCCAACGGACAGAGGCGCAGGACCAGCGAGAAAAGGAGGAAGAGAGGAAGACGGGAAGAGGGGGAAACGAACAAGAGAGCAGAAAAGGCGAAAGCAGCAAAGAGCGAAGAGAGCAAGGAAGCGGGAAAGAGCAGAGAGCAAAAAGCGCAGGGGGACAGAGCAGACCAAAAAGCGGCAAGGGAGAAGGGAGAAAAGAAAAAACGCAGAGAGCGGCAAAGAGAAAGAGGCGGAGAGGGCAAACAGAGCAAAGCAGAGCAAAAGAGCAAGGGCGGGACGGGAGAGAGGCAAAGAGAGAAAACACGCAGAGCGAGCAAGAGAAAGCAGGCCAGAGGGGGAGCGGCAGCAAAGAGACCGGCGCAGCAGGGAAGAGCAGCGACAGAGGCGCAGAAGGGGGAAGGGGGGACGGCGAGGCGGAGCCAGGCGACAAAGGGGGAAGGGGAGGAAGCGGGCAGAGCGCGCGGGAGGAGGAGGAAGAAAGAGGGAGCGCAAAAGCGAGGAGGCGCACGGGAGAAAGGGAGGAGGGGAAAGGGCGGAGGCAGGGACACGGAGCGGCGGGACACGAGGAAAGGGGGAAGGGAGGGCCACGGGCCCGAGAGAAAGAGGAAAAGCAAGACGGCGGGGGGAGAGCCCCGGAGGCGCCACAGGACGGACAAAAGCCGAAACCGGAAGGGACAGCGGAGGAGAGAACGCGGAAGAAGCGGGACAAGAGGGCCAAGGAGAGGCGAGGCAAAGCCGGGGAGGAGACAAGAGGGCCGAAGAGCCGAAAGGGGGGACGGCAAAGAAAGAGGGGAAACGCGCAGCAAGAGGGGCGAAGGAGAGGAACAAGAAAAAGACAAGAAGCGCACAAGCGCCAGGAAGAAGGGGGAAGAGGGCAAAAGGCGCGCAAAGGAAAGGGGGCAGACAGGGAAGCGCGAAGGAGCAAAGGGCGGGAGAGAGGAGGGAGCGGGGCAAAAAGAGGAGCCAAAAAGAAAGGAAGCGCAAAAGCCGACGAGGCGGACCAGCGGCAGGGGAGAGGAAGGGGACGGCGAGGCGCGAGCACCGAGAGCGAAGAAGGGGGCAACAGACAAAGGAGGGAGGGAGCGAAAAGCAGAGGAGGGCGAAAGGAAGGCCAAAGAGGAGGAGGGCAGGAAGCGCGAAAGGCGGCGCGAAGGGCCGAACAACCGGCAACCGCCAGGGCAGGAGAAAAGAAGGGGGAGGGGAGGACGGACGAACAGGGGCGCGGGGGGGGAAAAAGGAGAAGGGGAGGCGAAAAGGAGACAACAAAAAGGCGGCGCGGGGAAAAGGCAGCGCGCGCAGAACACAAGAAGAAAAAGGCGAAGAAAAGAAGGAGGGGGCGACAAGGGCCGCAAACCCGGACAGGGGAAAAGAAAGGGGCCAGAGCCGAGCGGGAGCAAGGAGCAAGGAGGAGGCGGAGGAGGCAGCAGCAAGCGAGGAAAGGCAGGGCGGAGGAGGAGACGGGCGAAGAGGCAAGGCAAGGGAGGGGAGGACAAGGGAGGGGGGGGAGGGCGCGGGAAGCAGAGGAAGAAGAGGGAACAGCGAAGGCGGGCAAGGCGGGGAAGGCGGCGGGGCGCGGGAAGCGAGGGGACAAGCGAAGGCGAGAAGGGCAAGAGAGGAGGCGCACGCAGCCGCAACGCAAGGAGCGCAAGAAGAGGCGAAGGCGGGAAAAAGAAGAAAGGAAGAAAAAAGGGCAAGAGGCGGGACGGGAAGGGAGGAAAGGGAAGAAGGAAAAGAGGCAGCGGCAAGAAGAGAGGGGAGAGAACAGAAGCGGGCAACGAGGGCGACGGGCACGAAGGCGGCGAAAAGGAGAGAGAAAAGGGGGAGCAGGCAAAAGCCAGCAGGAGAGAGAACCGGAAGGGGGAGGACGCCACAGGGGCGCAAACCCCGCAAAAGCGGACGAAGGCGACGACGACGGGAAAGAAGAAAGGGCAAGGGGGAAAAGGGGGAAAAGGCAGAAGAGCACGAGGAGACAAGGACGGGGCGAGCAAACAAAAAGCAAAGGGGAAGGGGGAAAGGCCGAAACAAGGGGAGACGACGGCAAAGCAACAAAAAGGCGGCAAGCAAAGAGAGGCCAAAGAGGCAAGGGCAAAAAGAGGGCAGAGAAAAGAGGGAAGCGGGGCGAGAAAGAAAGGGGGAGAGGGAGCCCACGCAAAAAGGGGGGGGAAGAGAGGGAAGGCGGGGGAGAGACCAAAGCAACCAGCGCGGCCCGGGCCAAAAGAGAAAAAGGGGGGCAAAACCCGGCGCCAAAAAGGGGGGCGAAAGGGAGGGAGGAGGAGCGGGGCGCAAAGGGGGACAAAGCGCCGCAGCGGAAGGCAAGAAGAGCAAGGGGGGGGGGGACCAAAAAGCACGAACAGGAAAGGACCCAAGCAAGGAGGGGGACCGAAAGGGAAGGAAGCGGGGGGCAGGAGGGGGGGACAGCGAGAGGGGGCGCACGCCACAGGACGAGAAAGAAAGCAGAGCGAGGGAAGGGCAAAGAAAGCGAGGGACCAAAAGGGAGAGGCGGAGGAAAGCAAAAGGAGGGAAGGACAAAAGGAGGGGCACGAGCAAGAAAAAGGGGGAAGAGGGAAGAGGGGCGGGGGGAAGGGGAAAGGAAGGGGGAGCACGAGGCAAGGGGGGAGAAAGGCGAGCGGGGAGAAGGGGCGAAAGAGAAGGGCCGAAGAAAAAGGAGCGCACAAAGGAGGGGGCGCGCGGGAAAAGGCGAAAGAACAGGGAGGGGGGGGAGGGGAGCACAAGCAAAGAGGCAGGGGCGGAAGGGCCAGAAAGGCGAAGGAAGCGAAGGGGAAGGGCACAGAAAGCGCAACCACGGAAACGGCAAGACGAGCAAGCAGCGGGCAAAGAAGAAGCGAGGAGAAGGCGGGCCAGAGAGGAGCGGCAAGAAGGACCAAGGGGGGGAGGCAGGCCAACGCGGAAAGCAAAGCAAAGCAGGCAAAGCAAAGACACACGAGGCAACGGCAAGACCGCGAAGCGGACGACAGAGGGACGGAGGGGGACGGGGGAGCCAAGAAGGGGAAGGGGGAAGAAAGAGACGCGCGGGGGGGGAGGAGGGGCAGGGACACGGGGACCGGGGGGCGCAAGAAGAAAAAGGAAGGGGAGCAAGGGCGACCGAAGCGGGGGAAGCAACGACAAAAGGAGAAAGAAGGGCAAAGAGCAAAAAGACGAACGGAGCGCGGAACCGAGGGCGGGAAGGGAGGGAGACAAGCGGGGGCAAGGAGCCAGAAGCAGGACAAGAAGACGCCAGGAGCGAGAGAAAGGGAGAAAACCAAAGAGGGGGAGGGCAGAGGGGGGAGGCAAAGGGGGGAGGCAGAGGAAGGAGAAAGGGCAGCGAAAAGCGGGGAGGAGCGGGCAGAGGAAGGAAGGGGCGAGGAGAGGCAGCGACCAGCAAGGGGCAGAGGGGGAAGAAAAGAGCAAGGGGGGGGGAAGAAGCCAGACACGGGGGAGGGGAGGAAAAAGCACAGAGCAAAAAGGAGGCGCGGGGCGAAGAAGGCACAAAAGGGGAACAAGGGGCAGAGGGAGGGGGGAGACGAAGGAGACGGGGGAAGAGGAGGGGGGAAGGGAGGAGGGGGGAAAGGAAGGCGCGAGAAAAGCCCAGCCCGCAGCCAGAAGAAGGGGAAAGGCGGGGAAGAAGAAGGGGGGAGGGGAGGCCGCACGGGGAAGGGAGAGGCAGGAGGGGGGGGGGGGCCAAGGAGGAGCAAGGGACGGGGGAAGGGGGGGGGCAAGGCAAAAGGAAGGAAAGGAGGAAAGGCGAACCAACACGGCCAGGACACAACAAAGGGAGCCACCCAGGACCAGGCACCCAGGGAACCAGAGGGAAGAGGGCGCAAAAAGCACCCGCCAGAAGGAAGGAGGGGGAAGAGGCAGGAAGGCGGGAAAACAAGAGCAGCGACCAGGGAAGCAGGGGGCACGGGGAGCGAGCGCAGAGGGAACCAAAAGAAGGGACGAAGCGCGCAAGGAGCCGGAGGGGAGAAAGGCGAGGCAAGAGGAGCGCGAGCAAGGCAAAAAGAAAGGGGGGGGAACGGGGGCCAAGACCGGCGAACCACAAGGGGGGAGGAACCAAAGGGGGCGGCCGGAACAAAGCAAACGAAGAAGGCGGGAGGGGGAGGAAGAAAGCAAGGCGCGGGGGCAAAAGGAGACGCGCAAGAAGAAGGAAGAGAGGGGGAGGAAACGGGGGCACCGGGGCCCGACGGGAAGCAAGCAGAAGGGGCCGAGCCGACGCCGCACACAAAGAGGGCACCGGGGAGCAAAGGGACGGGAAAAGCGCAGGCGGGAAGGGGCGACGCGAAGAAGAAGGGGAGGGCGAACAACCCCCCAGGGGGGAGGGAAAAGGCGAAGGGGAGAAAGGCGACAAACGGAAAAAGGCAGGGGAGGGGGGGAAACAAGCACCGAGAGCGGGGGGAGGAGACGGGGGCAAGGGGCGGAGAAGCGGGGAGGCACCAAAGGCCGGGGGACAAAACGCGAGGGAGAAGGCAAGAGGGGGAGCAGAGGGAGGAGGGCAAAGAGAGGGGGAGGAGAGGAGGGGGGGAAGCACGAACAAGGCGGGGGGGAGAAAGGGCGAAGCGGAGGCAGAAGAAAGGCGAAAGGAGCAGGAGGGGGAAGGGAAGGACGGCGGGGGCGGACAAGGCAAACAACGGAAAGAAGGAGGAGGCAGCAAGCAAGCAAAGGACACCCGCGACGGGAGAAAGAAGGGGGGCCGGGAGGGAAAAGCAGCGAGCAAAAGGCCAAGGAGCACAGCAAGAAGGCGAGACAAAGAGGAAGAGGGAAAGGAGGGCGAGCAAACAAAGAGAGAGGAAGGAGGGGGGCGCGGCGAGAGCGGACGGCAAGCAG